AUGAAGCUCCACUCGGCCUUCAGCUAUCUGAUGCUUUUGGCAGGUGUUGCCAACGCACAGUACACUUGUUUCUGCACCGCGCCCGAGUCUGAUAACCCGGACGGGGUUUCCGAAGCUUGCUGCUCCUCAGAGAACGGAAUCACAUUCCCGGAUGGAGCUCUUUACCAGGGUACUUUUUUGAACAUUUCUGGUCUCUGCCAGUUCAAGGGGCUUCCAUUCACCCAGAAUCAAUUCGAGGACUCCUACGCGGCUUGCUGCAGAGCCACUGGUCCCCAAGAUAUCACUGGAGAUCUCUUUAACGGUACCUGCCCUUACAUAAACUCUUAG
Molecule: messenger RNA, 327 nt
Organism: Colletotrichum orchidophilum
Lineage: Eukaryota; Fungi; Ascomycota; Sordariomycetes; Glomerellales; Glomerellaceae
Exons: 2
Coding region: 1-327 (108 amino acids)
Source: RefSeq, a predicted model, not a curated record